AUGCCACCCGGCUCACUCCUGGCGGACGAGCUUGCCUCGGGGCGCGCCUUGGCUGGAGGCAUGCUGGGCCUGACCGGCUCUUGGAACUCGCCGACCGAAGUUGGCCUCUUCCGCGGCACCGGCAGCAAUUCUGACGGUGAAGAGGCCGCAGCGGAGCGCGCCCAGGUGGCUUACAGUCAAAGAGCAGCUGGCGCGGCCGACCUUGGUGUGCUCUACAACGGUUGGGGAACGCCUCUUCUUGGGCCCGCUGCCUGCCGAAGACUCGAGGUGAGCUGCGUGGUGGCCAGAGCCAGGAGGCUGUUUGCCACGCAGUGGAAAAUUGCUCCCGCACACAGUUUUUUUCGUGAGGAUUGCAAGCAUUUUCGCCUUGGUUGGUCGAGCAAGAGCUGGCGUUGGGGUGGCCAGCUAGUGCGACAAUGGCAACAAUGGACAGCAGGUCUCAGCGAUCUCCCGCAAAGCAGCAUUGCCCCGUUACUGCGUCUCGGCUUUCACCUUGUGAGCAUUUCCAGGAGCCCCCAAAUCCGGCCCAGCAUCAUGAGCAUCAGCUGCAUCGGCUUUUGCCGAAGCGCCGUGCCAGCCUAUGGAGUUUUCCCAGUGCAACACGCAGACGAGCUUCAGCAGGGACGACACCUUCAUGCUACAGCGUCCAUGAAGGACGCUGAAGCUGGGUUUUGCACGCUUUCCUUGAACGACGCGCAGUUGAGUUCAGUCAAGCAAUCCAUCAUUGGCAAUGCCGAUGUUGGGGGUUGGUUGGAACUCAGUGCGGACCCCAGCAGGCUGGUGCUUUGCUCCCCCGCUCGGCCAGCGCAGCAUGUCGCUUCGGCUACCAGCUUCAUGUCAAACGAGCACCUCCGUGCAGCCCGGGAGAGUGACUCCUGGGAGGGAGGGGGUGAGACUGGCCGGAUAUACCGGCGUUGCCUGCGAGAGAAGAAGCCAGCGUUCUGGCACGAAGAUUGGGGAGAGCCAGCGUACCAGCUCUACACCAGGCUCCUCUUCAGACUCUCGUUGGUCAUUACCUCUUUCAACAGGUCUGGCGCAGCUUCGAAGCUAUAUGGCAUGCUCAAUUUCUUGGAGCUCGGCAUAUUUGGGUCUUCCCAGCGGCGUUUCCGCAUCUCAUCUGGUCUCUUCCUGUUCCAGCGACCAUCAGAAGUCACCGAAGAGAAGCCCCUGAAAGUGGUCGAGGAGGACAAGCCUCAGCCGCAGAGGGUGCCAGCUUCAGACAUUAUGGAGGACAACAUUCCUUUUGUGCUGCAAGACCGUUUGUCACCUUACUCUGUGGCUGAUACGAGGGACGACGAAAGCCACGGUUCCACCUUGCCCAGCAUCGGAAAGGUCAAAUUAAGAAGCGUCGUUGCCGGGUGCAGUGAAUUGACUUGCCGAUGGCCCAGGGCAAUACUAGUGGCCCUGAUGUCUGACAUUGUGGUGGCGACCAUUCGGUCCUUCCAUGAAGGUUUUGAUCCGCCUAGCCUUCCCGACAGUCAAGCCAGGUUGCGUGUGGAGAGGUCUGCGACAGUACAGGAGGAGCCUCUCAAUGCCAGUGGCAUCUCUCCUCGAGAGCAGCGUAUCUUCCACGGAACUCGUGAGCUUUUCAGAUCUCUGGACCUGGAGAGCCGAGGCCAUGAAGACAGCAUUGACCUCACCCUUGUGAGACGCACGCCAACCCAGAUGAGGUGGUUCAAAGAAAUCGAGGAAGGUCAGGGCAAGAGGCUUGCUGAAGCUCCACCGGAGGUGCAGUCAGACAAAGAAAUCAUGUUACUGGCAAUUCGUCAGAACUGGCGACACAUCAAGUAUGCUUCGGCAGACAUCCGGGACGAGAAAGACGUCAUUGAGACUGCACUGCAACAGGGAGCUCCUGUGCCGCGUGUGGUAUCCUCGCAGCACCUCUCGAGAAAAGAUAUAGCCCUAUGUGCAGUUCAACAAGAUGGCAGCUCAUUACGGCAUUUCUCAGAAGACGUGCAAGAAGACCGGGGGCUAGUUCUGCAGGCUGUUAAGCAGUAUCCUGCCGCGCUUGAGUUCAUUCCGUCCCACUUUUUGAGCGAUCACGAUGUCAUCCUUGCUGCAGUUCAGCGAGAUGGCAGUAUGCUGGAGUACGCAGAAGAUGGCCUUCGACAGCAGCGCAGUAUCGUCUUGGCUGCAGUCUCACAGGAGGGCAUGGCUCUUGAAUUUGUCAACCCUGACCUUCAGGCCGAUCCGGAUAUAGUGCUGGCAGCUAUUGCCUCUGACGGAUCCGCGCUGCAGUUUGCUUCAAGCGACCUGAGGAACGACGAGGUCAUCGUCCGCAAGGCAGUAUUGAAGGAUGGACUGGCACUGGAGUUUGCAUCUUCGCGACUGCAAGCUGACAAAGCCAUCGUGUUGGACGCGGUUAGCCAAGAUGCGCGCUCGUUUCAGUACGCCCAUGCCGACCUCCGAUCCGAUCGUGAUGUGUCUCGUGCCGCUCUCAGCCGCGCAGCUCGAGGGUAUGGCCGCGAAAGCGACCGUGCUGAAGACAGAGUUGCUAUGCUGGAUGCUGUUAUCCGCUGGAUGCCUGAGGAUGAGGAAAGCGUGAAAAUGAUCAAGGAGCAAGGCUUUGAUCCAGAAAGCGUGCAAUGA
Molecule: messenger RNA, 2589 nt
Organism: Symbiodinium pilosum
Lineage: Eukaryota; Dinophyceae; Suessiales; Symbiodiniaceae
Source: the annotation of a GenBank genome assembly